ACUCUGCAUUGAUUAGAUUUUUAAAGAACCCAGUGAUUACAGCGCUUAGUUCAUUGUUAUUGGAACUCAAAAUGGGGUACAACAGGGGAUUAAAAUUUGGUACAGCGUUCACUGUACUAAUAGUUCUAGUCGCAAUUUAUUAUAGAAAUUCAGAGAGCAUUCUUCAGAAACGUUUGCAAGCUUUGAUCCAUGGCUUGGAAAGACUUGAAAAUAAACACGUGAUGUCAUCACGACCAAAAGUUGCGAUAGGUUAUGGCGUGUGCACCGACGUAUACGUCAAUGCUAAAGAUUUACUCAACUAUUCCGAUGAAGUCGGACAACCACAACAUUUUGAUGAAAUCAACACAGAGCUAGAACUCUUAAAAAGCUUCGCUUAUUAUUUUCGCCAUGGAGCUGCUGCAGAGAGAUACAUGGCAAAUAGGACACUAUUUGACAAUCUUGUUGCCAAAGCUCGUUCAUUUCCAUCUUCAUAUUCUACCAUUGGUGGUAAUGCAGCAGUUAUGGCCUUAAGAUUUGCAAGAGAAGGGUGUGAUGUUACACUUGCUGCAAAACUGACUAGAUCCUUGCAUCAAAUGAUACCACAGGUUAUUAAUAUCGUAGGGGGUGAAGUCAAAAGGGAUGACAUUCAUUUAGUAAUUGAAUACAAGCAUGGAGAUAUUUGGGGUCCAUAUUCCAGUGCUAGAGCUAAUAGGUACAUAGUUCACAAUGAUGCCAAUAAUCCUAGAAUUAGUUCUCUUGAUGCAUUUGAUAAACUACUGUUAACAUACGAGCCUAACUUACUUGUUAUCAGUGGUCUACAAAUGAUGGAUAAUUAUCCAUUUCCUAAUGGUGAUAGACAGAAACUUUUGCGUAAAGUAAAGAAACAAAUGAUGGAUCGAUCUGCAUCGACUAAGAUUCAUUUUGAAAUGGCCUCGUUUGCGGAAGAUAAAUUACUUUUUGAGCUUUGCGACUCGAUUAUUCCAUUUGCCGAUAGUUUAGGGAUGAAUGAGCAAGAAAUAGCCAACUUGCAUAACGCGAUGUAUUACGGAAAUAUUUCAUUAGUGGCAAAUUCAACGCCACGUAUAGCGACAGUCUUAGAUCAAAUGCGAACGUUAUUCAAAUUGAUACGUAUGAAAAGCAAGACUAUUGAGCAUUCUCGAGAAUUAACUAGAAUUCAUGUACACACGUUAGCCUAUCAAGCUAUAUUUACUGUAAAAGGCUCUAUAUGGAAAAAUACGAUGGCUGCGGCAGCCAAAGCAUCACUAACAGCUCAUAGACACGUAUGCGCGACGAGCCAUGUCGACAUUAGUAAAGCUGCGUUGAUUUUAGACGAUAGUUUUUCGACGUCUAUCGUUGAUGGCAUCCGGAUAGCACUAGAUAUUGAGAAACCAGUGUCCUGUUGGGACGAAACAUUAAAGAUAGAAAGCAAAGAUGUUAUUAUUCAAGUUUGUGUGGCACCAGUAUUAGUUUGCACCGAAGCAGCGCAAACUGCUGGCGGCGGAGAUAACAUUUCAAGCGCGGGCCUUGUACUACAGAUUUAAUGUACUGUUUGUACUUUUCAAGAUAAUUGAGCGAUAUUGAAUUUUCGUACUACUUUAUUACGAUACUCACGAAGUCAAAUUAGAUUUUAGUGCACAGCAGCUUUGGAAACUUAGAUUAUAAUUCAUUCCAUGGGCUAUCAUUCCAACAUAUACAACACGUUCGUUAUUGUUUUCUGAUAUGCAGAUGUUGUUCAUAGGUUAAGGAACAGCAAUCUUUUAAUAUUUUAUUCUGUGUUGUACUUAUGUAUGUUAAAAAUCACAGGGCUUAAACAUAGUAUUAAAUAAUAAUGGUAAUGAUUUGAAUUAUUCAAGUAUCUAACUUUAGAUACUGAUUUUCACAUAUAAAAAGUAUGUAAGCAUUUUAUCUCCUUAUACAUAAUAAAAAACGCGUUUGAAACUAUGCAUAAUAUCGAAUGACAUUUUAAAAAAAGAACAAAGUAUAAUAAAUAUUAUAAAAAUUAAAUGUCAUUUUAUUUCAUGCAUAGAACGUUUCAACACUACUUUUAAAAUUGGAAUUAAUUAAUUAUUGUUCUAAUUUGCGUGCCCUGUACAUACAGUUUGAAGUUUGUUGCCGUUCAUUUCAUUGUAAUGUAGUAAAAAUAUCGUUAAGCCUCAAAAUAAUUUUUAAGUAAUUAAGUGACAUUUGAGAAAUUACAAUAUGGCAAUACUAUAUAGCACCAUUGGGCAUGUUAUUUAUGCCCAAUAUACUUGAUGAAUUUUCAAAUUCAUUUUCUCGAAAACAAAACGUCAUAUGAAAAAAAUUUAUUGUCUAUUUUCGACUUAUUCUUUUAUGUAAAAUCACCCCGUACAUGAUUGUAUCAUCGAUUACGGGACACGCUGUAUAAUUCAUGUUAUGUGCCAUGCAAUACCUGUAUUUCUUAUUUAGCAUUACCUGGCAUUAUUGACGAAAACAAGGCAUUGAAUUAUAUUGUAUUGUAUGGAAGGUUGUGCGCUGCAGGGUGAAGUUAUGUGAUAAAGCACUUAAAAAAACCUAUAAAAUAAUUUUCAAAUAAGAAAACAAAAUUCCAAGAAAAAGAAUAAACAAAGCAUAGUUGAAUAAUGCAAUGAAAAA
Molecule: messenger RNA, 2592 nt
Organism: Bombus terrestris (buff-tailed bumblebee)
Lineage: Eukaryota; Metazoa; Arthropoda; Insecta; Hymenoptera; Apidae
Product: ADP-dependent glucokinase
Exons: 5
Coding region: 72-1520 (482 amino acids)
Biological process (GO): glucose metabolic process
Cellular component (GO): endoplasmic reticulum
Molecular function (GO): ADP-specific glucokinase activity
Source: RefSeq, a predicted model, not a curated record